Messenger RNA from Belonocnema kinseyi, 1988 nucleotides. Its product is annotated as zinc finger protein 761-like. Bases 1 to 1167 code for a protein of 388 amino acids. Gene Ontology annotation, cellular component: nucleus. The record is from RefSeq and is a predicted model, not a curated record. Gene Ontology annotation, molecular function: DNA-binding transcription factor activity, RNA polymerase II-specific; RNA polymerase II transcription regulatory region sequence-specific DNA binding. Gene Ontology annotation, biological process: regulation of transcription by RNA polymerase II. The transcript is spliced from 5 exons. NCBI's taxonomy places the organism in Eukaryota, Metazoa, Arthropoda, Insecta, Hymenoptera, Cynipidae.
AUGACAAAUUUUCAAAAGUCAGCUGGGGUCAAUUUGACCCCAUACCACCAAAUCAAGAAUGAGUCGAAGGAAUCAACAGGAAGACCAGAUAGUCUACCAUAUUCUUAUACAACUGCAAUUUUUUUUACCGAUACCAAUCCUUUAAUUAAAUACGAAAUUGAUGAAACUUUGGAAAUCAAGGAAGAGAUUAUUCAAGAACCAGAGACUACAGGUAAAAAAUGUGAUGAAAGAUACGGUUCAAAAGUUUGCACCAUGGAUAUAAGCGAAGCUGCCAUUUUGAAAAAGAAAAAACCGCAGACCAAAUUGCAUGAGAAAAUUAAGGAAUUAAAACCGGAAAUGAUGUACAAAUGCAAUAGGUGUGCUCGAACCUAUAAACAAAAACGGUAUUUGGCUUGGCAUCAAAAAUUCGACUGCGGAGUGAUGCCACAAUUCCAAUGUAAAUUCUGCGGUAGACGAUUCAAACGGAAAUUUAAUAUGAGAGUCCAUAUUAAUACUUUGCACAUGUCUUUAAAACCUGCACCAGUAAAACCAAAAUUUACCUGCGAUUUUUGCGGAUACAUAGGGAAAAGUAAAUGUAACUUGGAACACCACAUUACUUCUCGCCACUUACGGACAUCGACAAAAAGGUUCCGAGAGAGUAAAUCAAUUAAUAAAUGUUUGAAACUCAAGGAAAAAAUCAUCCAAGAUCCAGAGACUACAGGUCAACAACGGAACGAAAUAUACGAUUUAGAAGUAUGCACCGUAAAUACAAUAAAAGAAGCUGCUUAUCAUAAAAAAAUCGGUUGCAAAGGCAAGCUACAAUUUUCAUGUAAAUUGUGCGCCAAAGAGUAUGCACGGAAAUGUGAUUUUAUUCGCCAUAUUAAUUGUGCACAUAUGCGUUUACAACAAUUUUCUUGCGAUUGUUGCCAAUAUAAAACAAAUCAUGAGGCAGACUUUUCGAAACAUAUUGCUGCUCACCACUUACAGUCAUCGAAAAAAGGGUAUAAUUGCGACAAAUGUUCGCGAAGCUACAAUUGGUCAAGAGAUUUAACUCGACAUCAACGUUUAAAACAUGCAGCAGUUACACCACUUUUCAUUUGCGACUAUUGUGGAUUUAGAACGAAUCUGAAAACUAGUUUGGCAACACAUAUUACUAAACGCCAUCAUAAGGAAUUAAAUAAUUAUUAAAAAAUUACCUUGUUGUCUUAUAUUAUAUGCGUGUGUAUUUCUUAAAUUAAUUUUGAUGAAAAUCACUACAUAAUCCUUAAUUUUAGUUUUUGUAAGUUCCGAAAGAGUCAACUUAUUAUUUGUUGAUACCAAUAUAAAUUGCAUUUCUUAAAUGUAGAAUUUGUUAAUGUACGCCUUAUUUAUUUGGAAAAAGGAUAUAUAGUUGUAAGACGUAGGAAAUUAUUAACCAUUUUAUUAUCGAUUUAUGUCACUUAAACAUCAGUUGAUGAGAAUGAACUGAAAUUGUUUCCCUGAUUUUAUCCUAAUUAGGAAAUAAUAGUCAUUUCUGUGUAGGCAGUGCUUUAUUCGGAAAUUGAUUCAAAAUUAAGUAUCAACUACAUGACGAUUUUGUGGAACACAUAAUACGAUAUAAAUUUUGUAGAAGAUUAAGCAUUUGCAUAACACGUAGAUUGGGGUCCUUAUUUUUCGAUUUAAGAUUUAUCUUGUUCUCAUCCCCGCCCCCUUCAAUUGGAAUUACAAACAAAAAUUAUCUCCACUAAAUUUGAGCGAAAUCAGUUGAUACUCAUAUGUGGCUCCAAAGACACAAAGCUUCUCAUGCAAUUAAUAUGGGGAGAAGUAAAGUAAAAUUCCAAAUGCAAUUAAUUUGUUUAUAUAUCAUCGGAAUCCUUUGGAAAAUUUAUUUAUUAGAAAGCGUUAAUUAACAGCCGACAUUAUUAUAAAGAAAUAUAUUUCGUAAAUAGAUCUCGAAAUUUUCACUAGACUUAAGAUGGCGCAUCAUUACUAUUUUUAAAAAGUUACCUAAUUUUUACAAAUUGAAACAA